Vollenhovia emeryi is the source of this 1247-nucleotide messenger RNA. RefSeq names its product phospholipase A1-like. The annotation marks the transcript as partial. Lineage: Eukaryota; Metazoa; Arthropoda; Insecta; Hymenoptera; Formicidae. The transcript has 7 exons. The record is from RefSeq and is a predicted model, not a curated record. Gene Ontology annotation, molecular function: lipase activity.
GUUUCGGACCAUAUAAUUGCGAUACUUGUUACAGAUUUAAUUAAUUGUGAAAACAAAGUAUCAGAUUCCUGUAUCUUCGGUGUUGAAAACGUGUUGCUAUAUUUAUUCACGAGCAAUAUUACAAACGGUCAAGUUGUCAAAGCAAACGAAAUUUGCAGUUAUAUUGAUUUAUCAAAACCAGUCAUCUUUUUGACCCAUGGAUUUAUUUCAAAUGCAAAAGCGUAUAACUUUUCCGUACUUGCUUCACGAUUAGUAGAGAAUGGUUAUACAGUAGUUUCGCUGGAUUGGGCUGAUGGAUCGUGUUAUGAUGAUUUCUGUCUAUCCGAUAUAAAUAUAUUUUUCUUAAAUCUAGGUAAACUAAAUUUGUUGGAGUAUCCGUUUGCAACAAAAAACACACGCGAAGUUGGUAACUACUUGGCUAGUUCCAUCAAAUCAGUAAUCAAAUGCGGUGUUAAGUUGGAAAACAUUACACUCAUGGGCCACAGUCUUGGCGCGCAUAUAAGCGCCUUCGCCGCGAAGAAUAUAACUAAAACUACGGAUUACGGCAAACCUCCGCUUCUAAUCGGUACCGACCCAGCAGCCCCCUUAUUCGAGGGCCUACCUUGCAAAUACAGAUUUUGCGAUGGAGAUGCCAAACGUGUACUCGCUUUCCACACGUCGAUUCUCGGGAUACAACAGACUAUAGCUGACUGCGAUUUUUGGUUCAAUAAUGGAUUCGAUCAACCAGCGUGCAACGUGUGGUCGAUACCAGGCACGGGUGCUGCAAACACAAAUUGCUCGCACAAUAUAGCCAUUGAUUAUUUGGCUAAUACAUUGUUAAAAAAUUGUACGUAUGCAGCUGUUCCUAUAGGAAAGGACAUAAAUCCGCUUCCCAAUCUUAAACUCGAGUGUUCUCCCAAGGGAACCGAAUGCAUUGCUGUGGAUGACAAAGUAUUCGACCCUAAGUCUACCACAAUGGGAAACUAUUGUGUAAAUGUUUCCUCGGAAUAUCCCUAUUGUACAAAUAGUAAUUGUACGCGUCAAGAAUAAGCAAUUGCCAACCAAUUUAACAUUAGAAUUUCUAAUUACAUUUAGGUGAUGGGUACGUCUAUAUUUACAUCUUCUGUUGUUGAAAUCUUUAGCACAGUUUUAUUGCUGUACAAUUGGCACAAUGAGAUCUCUACACGUCUUUAUUUAGCACGCUACUUUGUUGUUGAAGUCUAUGCACUGUUACUGAUGAAAAAAAUAAAGCACUGCAAUCUAUAAGA